AACAACGAAACCGUAUACCGUUCUCUAGAAAAGAAGGAAGUCGCGGAAACUCGGAAACGGGGUCUUCCGCGUUUCUAAAGCAUAGGACGAUCUUCUGAUUUCUAAUUCAUCCGAAGCAUCGACGGAUAACUCCGGAGUUUAAUUUCCUGUAUCCGAAUUUCGAUCGAGAUCCGUCGCGAGUUCGCCGGUGUUCCCAGAUGGCUCUGAAUCCUCAGCUCUUUCCUAAUGGAAUGCCCGUUCCUUUCGUGAACGAGAUGUUUGUCUUGGCCAGAGACGGCGUUGAGUUCGAGGUCGAUAAGAUCCCCGGGAAUCAAGGGGGUCACAUCAAAACAAAGGGAACGAUCUAUUUGUCAAAUAUACGGAUGGUUUUCAUUGCCAAAGUGCCUGUUGGAGACUUUGCAUCUUUUGACAUGCCUUUGCUUUACAUCCAUGGUGAAAAAUUUAACCAACCAAUAUUUCACUGCAACAAUAUUUCUGGACUCGUCGAGCCUGUGGUGCCAGAUGACCAACAUAGAGCUCUUUAUUCCACGCACACAUUUAAGAUCUUGUUCAAAGAAGGGGGCUGUGGAACUUUCGUUCCUCUUUUCUUCAAUUUGAUUGGUUCGGUAAGGCGUUACAAUCAACACUCUAAUAUCAGGACGGAAUCUCACCUGGAUCCUUUGCAAGCAUCACAGACUCCUGUAGAUGAGAUGAUGAGACAUGCGUACGUUGAUCCUAAUGAUCCAACAAGAAUAUUUCUACAACAACCCAACCAGGAUUCCCAGCUUAGGCGCCGAACAUAUCAGCCCCACGCAGUUGAAGGCCGUCUAUGAGUCUUCUACCCGAUCAUUACCCAUGAAUGGUUGCUGAUAUUGAAACUGCAUUACAUUGAAUAAAAUUACAUGAUGCAAUAGAUCAUCGUUGUGUAGAUCUCAUAUGUAGAACGUAUAAUAAAAGCUAACGUUGAAUGUAUACUAUAUGUUACAUUAUUUUCAUCUUCACGGGGUAUCUUUUGGUUC
Messenger RNA from Prosopis cineraria, 998 nucleotides. RefSeq names its product UPF0664 stress-induced protein C29B12.11c. Gene Ontology annotation, cellular component: nucleus. Bases 198 to 812 code for a protein of 204 amino acids. The transcript has 5 exons. The record is from RefSeq and is a predicted model, not a curated record. Gene Ontology annotation, molecular function: transcription coactivator activity; chromatin DNA binding. Lineage: Eukaryota; Viridiplantae; Streptophyta; Magnoliopsida; Fabales; Fabaceae. Gene Ontology annotation, biological process: positive regulation of DNA-templated transcription.